Messenger RNA from Solea senegalensis (Senegalese sole), 4447 nucleotides. Its product is annotated as PDZ domain-containing protein 7-like. The record is from RefSeq and is a predicted model, not a curated record. Gene Ontology annotation, biological process: auditory receptor cell stereocilium organization; sensory perception of sound. Gene Ontology annotation, molecular function: protein binding. The transcript has 17 exons. Lineage: Eukaryota; Metazoa; Chordata; Actinopteri; Pleuronectiformes; Soleidae. Gene Ontology annotation, cellular component: plasma membrane; cilium; stereocilium tip. The coding region runs from base 412 to 3330 and encodes 972 amino acids.
UUGUGUAGAAGGCUUACACACCUCUUAAGACAAUAAUGGUCGCCUGCGGAACAAAUGAGGUGGCGCUAAUACUAAUACUCCGUCAGUGACGCGGACCAGUGAGCGUCUGCUGUCCAGACUCAUCCGGCAAAAACACAUGGACUCAACAGCAGAUAUCCUGUUAAUUAAACAUGACCCAAGGGGAAUCACCAUGCACUGCUGACUCCUCUGCAGAGAGGCCGGCUGAGGCACCAUGAACUCUGUUGAGAUGUACUCAGUGGAUCUAAAACACGCCUGUGGAUUAUACCAACGUUUGUAUUCUACUGGGGAAAUAAGGAUUCCUUCCUGGGGCUGCACUUCAUCCGUCCCGACAGCAGACUCCUGAUAUCCUCCCGUCUGGAUGACUCAGGGAGGAAUUGCCAAACACAAAGCAUGGCUCACCCCGCCACUCACUCCUCUGACUGGAGGGAGAUGACAAAUGGAGCGGGACACCCCCACUUCAACAACAACGGAGGUCAGAGCGGGGGUUCCCACAGCACCGCGCGCUACAUGCUGAAGAAACAGCACCGCCACAGACGCAGGUCCUCGUCACCGAUGGGCCGGGUCAUCCUCAUCAACGCGCCUCUUGAUGGUGACGACAGUGAAGACAUUCACACAGUGACAGUCGAUAAAAGUCCUGAUGGACGUCUGGGCUUCAGUGUCCGUGGAGGUUGUGAACAUGGACUUGGCAUAUUUGUCAGCAAGGUGGAGGACGACAGCUCUGCAGCGCAGGCUGGGCUGACUGUUGGCGAUAAGCUGGUGGAGGUGAACGCGGUCAGCCUGGAGAGCAUCACCAUGAGCAGCGCCGUGAAGGUGUUGACGGGCAACAACAGGCUCAGGAUGGUGGUGAGACGGGUGGGCAAGAUCCCGGGCAUUCGCUACUCCAAAGAGAAGACCACAUGGGUGGAUCUCAUUCACCGGCGGAUGGUGGUGGAGGAGAAUGGACGAACGCCGUCAGAGGCCAGCACAGACAGCGCCCUCCGCAGGAUCGUGCAUCUCUUCACCACAUCGGACGACUACUGCCUGGGCUUCAACAUCCGAGGAGGAAAAGAGUUUGGACUGGGGAUUUAUGUUUCCAAGCUGGACCCCGGUGGGCUUGCGGAGCAGCAUGGCAUCAAAAUGGGCGAUCAGAUACUUGCAGCUAACGGGGUGAGCUUUGAAGACAUCACCCACAGCAACGCAGUGGAGGUCCUGAAGAGCCACACCCAUGUGAUGUUGACCAUCAGGGAAGCUGGCAGAUACCCUGCAUACAAGGAGAUGGUGGCUGAAUACGGCUGGCUCGACAACUUGGCCAAUGGGGGCCCUGCACCAUCCUCCCACGGCUCAGACUCCAACUCGUCUGUGUCCUCGCUGUCCUCCAGCACCCCUCUCAGCUCCCUCAGUGGUCUCUCCCAAGUCCUUUUCCCUCCCGCCUUCGGCUUAGACAUGGUAGACGUCGCCAUCUCCACAGAGGACCGCUCCCGUCGUCCAAGCAGCGCCGAGCGGACUGCUGACACCGCCAUGCAGACUGACCCCCACCCUCCGGACCACGUGGAACAUCCCUCUCUUCAUAAUGGAUCGAACCCUGACAAGCUGGUGGGGACAGAGACCAGCCGGACUGUAGGUGCCACAGUGCUGCUGAAGGACACACUCAUACGUGGGAAAGGGGAAGGACCGAGGGAGAUGGGAGGAGCUGGGGAAGGAGGCAGGGCACGGACCAGGACCCUGUCUACUGGGGACCGGGAAUUAGUCAAACACUCACCUAAGACGGCUGCACUGAUGGACCUGAGCAGACCACGGAAACCCAUCAGACGUUCCCAAAGCCACGUCACCGUGUCAGAAGACAGGCAGAAGAAGAAGAAGCACCAGAAGGAGAAGAGCUCAGGAGAAGGUAAAAGCAGCCUGCAACGCUCCAAAACCUUUGUCAACCUGUUAUUUAAGAAAGACCGGAAAGAGAAGAGUCGCUCCAGGUCACCGUCCCACCAUUCUGACAAAGGUAAGGAGCGGGGUCAUCCUUUCCAGCUCUUGACCUCCCCGAGAGAAUCCCGUGCUGGAGUUAAAGACCACACCGCUCUGCCUCGCCCCGAGACUCUGCAGCACGUGGAGGACGUGGCGAAGAGACUUCUCAGCCACGACGAGGUGGUGGCUGUGAUGAGACACUGUCGGAGGUUUUUGUCCGACAAUGUGAUUGAGGAUUUAGUGCGCCCCCUCUUGGCCAUCUUGGACAGACCAGAGAAACUGCUUCUUCUCAGAGAAAUAAGAAUGCUGAUACCUACGACUGUGCUGGCUCACUUUGACAGCAUGGUCAUUCCCUUUGAGUUGGAGGCGUAUGACACACUCAAGAGUCGCUCGAUGCGUUCUCCAGCUCUACGCUCCCCUCGCAGUGGAACCCCUCGACGUCACCUCAUCACCCCAAUCCCAGACUACAUGGGAAGGUUCCACCUCCAGUCUGUUCAAAACCCCCUGGGAGAGAGUCAGCUGAUUGAGGAGUUGGAGAGACUGCGUUUGUCUGGACGACAGUCAGGACAUCUGUCUCCGGCCCAGGUCUUCACCCCUCUGCUGGAUGUACCUGUGGACAGCUACUCUGUCUCCAGUGCGCGCUCUCGCUCCCGGAGUCCCUCAUCCACGCACAGCUUCCUCCUCACGGAAUCACCGCACAGCACCCAUCGCGGUCGCCAUCCCCACCGCUCCCCAAACAGAAGAGAGAACGGAGCGUCACAGUUUGACGAUUCCUCACUGUUGUCUGUGUACGAUCGGAAAAAAGAAGGGGCUCCUGAACGAGGGAGGUCGCCCGUGAGGAACGGACACGGGGGAGAAAGGAGGGAGGCGAGUCCCGACAGCGUGGCUGGCAGACGGCAGAGCGGGCUGCAGGACGGCUUCACAGAGGUCAGUGUGCGUGUGCCCUCACAGCGAAGAGGCAGAACUCCUCUAGCUGAUGUGUUUGAGCCCUCAAGGGACAGCAGCAGAGGGAGCAGUCCACAGGUAUACAGACACUCACAAACGUUUGGAGUGAAAAGAGGAGCAACUCCACCACCCGAGGAAUACAAAAUCAGCACUUUGACCAUCUCAAAGGCCAAGCAGUCACUGGGCAUCAGUAUCUCAGGAGGGAUCGAGUCCAGGAUCCAGCCCAUGAUAAAGAUUGAGAAGAUCUUCCCAGGAGGAGCGGCGGCGACAAAUGAAGCUCUGAAGGCAGGAUAUGAGCUGUUGUCCGUGGACGAGGAGAGUCUUCAGGGAGUGACUCAUCAACACGCGGUGGGCGUGAUUCGCCGUGCGUUCAGCAACAAAGCCAAAGACCCCAUGGUUUUUGUGGUCAAGGUCCCGACCAACCCCUGACAGCCGCUGGACACCUGCUGACUAACUUGGUUGGGGCCUCACAGCGAGACUGCGGCUCAGGCACGACGGACACCAACAUGUGCAACUCCUGCGGAGAAGAAACUGUAAGAAUCCACUCCAGGAUAACAUGGAUAGAGCUCUGGAUGUGAAUGGAAGCACAGAGGUUGUGACAGGAACCUGUACGUUUCCAGAAGUCCACUCAUGUUUCCCAAGCGUGUCAGUGAUCUACGGUGGCCUUCGUGGUCAAAAAAUGGCGUUGUCCGUCUUCAUUUGUGUCAUAAACUUCUGCUUCAUGUCACGAAAAACGUACUCUGAAUGAAUGAACACAUAAAAUGCUUCUUCUAAGGCAAAAAAAAAAACAAAUUUAUACACUUAUACACAAGAAUACAGAAAUACACAUGUGUAGAAUAAUCAAUUUCUGCCAAUAAAUACUCCACACUGGACCGUCACGAGUACUGCAGGAUCAGGAUAUCAAUAACUACAAACCACUUGCUCUGUCAUGAAAAGAAGAUAUAGUGUUGCGCCCAUUUUCUCCACGUUUGUAACUUUUAUAGCUGAAAAUGAAGUUUUCUACAGGUCUUUCAUGAGAAGAUCACGUGGUCCCUGAGCUCGUCCUCGGUGGAAUCUGUGCCACUGUUUGACACCCAGCAAACCCCGCCUGUGACCUCUGAGCAGUCAGUGGUCUGCACAUUUCAGCUUGAGUUUACUGCCCUGCCAGAGGGAGAUUACUCCAGCCUGCGUUAUGAGAUUUUUUUAGAUUUAUACCCAGAUUAAACCCCUGUAUAAUGUCAAAACUGAUAGUUUUGGUUUUUAGCGAAUGUCUGGGGGGGAUUAUUCCAAAUUGCUGCUCCGUAAUUUUUGUGCUGUAUUUUUCUGGCAUAAGUGCUCGUGCUCUGGAGCAAUCCGCCACUUUAGAGGCUUAAUUACACCCUGCUGUGGGCUGAGCUUAUGCAGACAUGUGGAGGAGCUGGAAAAACAUGUCAAUGAGAAAUGCAGGAUGUGGACGUCAGUGGCACCAUUUGAAUUAAAGUAGGCUGGGGAGAUAUGAGCGGCGAGGUAACUGCAAUGUAUUAUGCGCAGUGCCUUACUUCUGCACACGGCCAGUGUGUGUGUGUGU